CUUUUCGCUUCAAUAACAAGGGAGUUAUCAUGACAGACUAUCGCCAUCCUGACCCUCGCUCCAAGCAUGCACACCAUUUCAGAAAGUUGAAAAACACAUCCUAUCCACGCAUCAUGGCUUCUGGACGGUGUCAAUUUGAAACCGAACAAAAUGGCUCUUGUGACUGCAGUCGGGGCCUUUACAUUUUGGCAGCUGAAAAUCGUUUGAGUGACGACUGCCUGAAUUGUCAUCAUCCCCUAUCAAAGCACGCGGAUGGAGAAACUGAUAAAAUUAUGCCACGUCCUCUCAAGUCACGCAAAGUCACAGAUGAUCUCUCAAUAUGUCCUCGCGAGGGGACAGUUCAGCAACUCGCUGAUCUUAUCCUGUCUAGAAAGGUUGUUCAUGUCCGUGGCACACCGGCGAGUGGCAAGACAACCCUAGCACAGUUACUCAAAGAUCACCUUUCGGGUCAAGGACGGAAUGUGUAUUUCAUGGGGACAUGGCGCGAUCUUGAUACACUCUACGAAAGCCCUCCGGAUCCAUGGGACAAACUGGAGACCAUGCUUCGAAGUAAAUUCCCUUGUCCGGUGGACAAAGAUAUCCUUUCCCAGGCUGUCCUCAUCAUUGAUGAGGGUCAGACAUCCUACAAUGAUUCCAUUUUGUGGAAUGAAAUCCUCAAACCUCGAUGCUAUGGUAAAGGGGAGGAAAUCAUGUUCUGUCUUUUCUGCUCUUAUGGGAGUCCUUCCACCGGGGUGGAGACCACCACUUGUGAAUUUACACCUGCUAUCCUCAACCCCGCGCAACGGGUAACAUUGACCCCCCAGACGAACGCCGCAGCGCCUGAUUUUGGUCUGUUUUUCUCGAAGACGGAAUUCUACGAUGCCACAUCUAGAAUUGGCUCCAAAAAAGAACCGCCAAUCAAACUUCAAACAGAUGCCAUCGAGUAUCUUUUCUCUUUCACGAAUGGGCACCCCGGUGCAUUAGAGUCUAUGAUGGAAUAUUUCUUUCACAUUUACCGCUCUAAUGUCAAGCAUCGACAAAUAAAUGCAAUAACCAAGUCGCAUCUUAUCGAUGGCUUGAAAUCAGAGGACAAUGUUUUCAGACAUCUUGCGUACACCCCUGUUUACCGCUCAUUCCCCCAGGGCGUCGAGUUAACACGGGAAUGUGCCGACGUUCUUCUGACCAUCUUGGAAAAUGGCGACUUGCCGUGGAAUUCGAACUCAGCAACACUGCAAUGUUACACAAAGGGUUGGAUCCAUAAGGUAGCUACCGGUAAUCUGAGGGUUCCAGAAAUUUACGUUUUGCCAUCCAGGUUACAUGAGAAAUGGGUGGAAUUUUUGAUCGGCUUUGAUCCGCAACCCUUGCCUGAGCGGUUCGAUACGGUAUAUGGGUUGUGUCUCGAUGUCUUACGUCGAUUUUCGACAAUCGCUCUCAGGUGUUCUUCAGAGGGCAGAAAAUUAUCAACUGGGGCAACAUACAGACCAAUAGAAUCCCAGUACCAGGAUGAAUUUUACCGGGUUUUCACUGAACUAGUUGGUCGACGUGUGCCAAUGUCCUCUGAAUGGUCUAGAAAUCGCGACGGCAGGGUAGAUUUCUUGAUACAAGAGAAGAAAUGGGCGAUCGAACUUUUAAGAGAACACAGCAAGAUUAAUGAACACAUCACACGGUUCAGGCAGGGAGGAAAUUACUAUUCCUGGAUACAAGAAGGUAUGAUUUGUGACUGGAUCAUCAUUAAUUGCGCGACAACUCUACCUACUCAAGUUAGCACGGAAACCAAGCUUGUCCAUGCUAUAUUCCAGAAUGAUUUUACUGAGUUGCACCUUUACGAUAACCUCUUAGGGCUAGUGGGGACUUGGUUCUUAGUGAAUUAAGUGGAUCAUUGUGUAUUAU
Aspergillus campestris IBT 28561 is the source of this 1869-nucleotide messenger RNA. RefSeq lists its product as uncharacterized. The transcript has 5 exons. The record is from RefSeq and is a predicted model, not a curated record. Lineage: Eukaryota; Fungi; Ascomycota; Eurotiomycetes; Eurotiales; Aspergillaceae. The coding region runs from base 30 to 1850 and encodes 606 amino acids.